GGGAGAUGGCCGCGCGGGUGCGGGGCGGGGAGCCGUCCCGCUGCCUGCUCCUCCUGGCCGCGGUGCUGGUGGCGGAGAGCGCGCAGGCCGGCAGCCCGCGGGCCAAACCCAACUCCAUCAAGUCCUCCCUGGGCGGGGAAGCGCCUGCCCAGGCCGCCAACCGCUCUGCGGGCGCGUACCAAGGACCGGCUUUCGGCGGCAGCAAGAAGGGCAAGCACCUGGGGCAGGCCUACCCUUGCAGCAGCGACAAGGAGUGUGAGGUCGGGAGAUACUGCCACAGUCCCCACCAAGGGGCGUCCGCCUGCAUGGUGUGCCGGAGGAAAAAGAAGCGCUGUCACCGAGAUGGCAUGUGCUGCCCCGGGACCCGCUGCAAUAACGGCCUCUGCAUCCCGGUCACAGAGAGCAUCUUGACCCCUCACAUCCCAGCCCUGGAAGGCACCCGGCACAGAGACCGCAACCACGGCCACUACUCAAACCACGACUUGGGGUGGCAGAACCUGGGAAGGCCACACGCCAAGAUGUCACACAUAAAAGGGCACGAAGGGGACCCCUGCCUGCGCUCGUCAGACUGCGUGGAGGGGUUUUGCUGCGCGCGCCACUUCUGGACCAAAAUCUGCAAGCCGGUGCUCCACCAGGGCGAAGUCUGCACCAAGCAGCGCAAGAAGGGCUCUCACGGGCUGGAAAUUUUCCAGCGAUGCGACUGUGCGAAGGGCCUGUCCUGCAAGGUCUGGAAGGACGCGACCUACUCCUCCAAGGCCAGACUCCACGUGUGCCAGAAAGUCUGACCACCGCCGAGGCGAGUCAGCACCAGCAGACUGUGAAUCUGUGUAUUUAAUGCAUUAGAGCAUGGUGGGAAGUGACGUUUGGAAUGCAAAAGCACGGCUAAAGUAAGAAAUGGGGUGAGAAUAUAGAUCACAGCAGGAGAAAAAGAAUGAGAGAACCGAAUAGAUGAGAAUGGGCGAAAAGGCAGCACAACCCGUGUGUUUCCAUUAUGCAACUGUUUUAUGUAAAUAAUGUACACAUUUGUGAAAACGCUAUUAUUAAAAAAAAAAAAAAGCACACAAUGGAAAUUACUGAUGAAUACCAUGUGACUAUCCAAGAGUUUAGGUUGUGCUAGAGGAGAGGUUUCCUUCAGAUUGGAAAUUGCCUAUAAAAGUAACCUAAAAGCCAUGUUUCUAUUCAAGGUUAUAAUUUAACAGAAUACUUUCAGUAUACUUGGGCAUACAGUAGGCUCCAAAAUGAAAAACGUUGUUAAACAGGAAAUAAAAACACGGAGCAUAAUUUGCAACACAGAAUCACCUCUUAAUUAGGAAUACUAAUUCUGCUCAAUUAAAGGCCUUGGUAAAUGAAAAAAAGUAGUCAGAAGUCAACAUGUUUCAAAUAAUGUCAAAAUAGUGGCAGGUGUUUUAUCAAGAACUUAAGGGGGGGGGAAAGAACUUAUUUUUCCACAAACUGCUAUUGACAUUUUUCAAAAGUUUAAUUUUGCCUGUAAUUAGUUAGAACUGGUAUGAGACAAAAACAGUCCCUUCAGAGUCUAAAUGAGUGACAUCACAUGUUUCUUUAACCUGUGUGAUUCCUGCCCUGAAUGCGUUUUAUUUUCCAUCAGUCGUGACUAGCACGAUACUUGCACAGCGCAGAACGUUCGCAGAUCACUAAAAAUUUAAAGAUGCUCAAUAGAUGUUGGAAACCGUCUAAUGGAGAGAUCAUUGGGGUUUUUUAUAGCUUUGCCAUGGCCUAUGUUUUCAUAGAUUAGACUAAUAAAUUUUGUUUUUUACAUGCUCAGCAGUAACAGAGACUUGAGCUAUAACAGCACUGCACUGAGGCCCAGCCCGAAAGUGGGGGAAACUCUGUCAGUUACCCAGGUUUUGGCAACACCCAGGUCGUAUGUCUGCGGCACAAGGUGACUUUUCAUCUUUAAAAUCAGAACUGGCAUGACAGAAAUGAAGUAUCUCCGUGGGCUUUGCUAUCAUAAUAUUUACUACACAGAUGAAUUCAGCGUGAGGUCACUUGCCCUUACUGUCCUCAAAAUAUUUAUUUUAUAUUUUUGAGGUCCUAAAAUAACCUUAAUAUAAGGAGCUGUCACGAAAUGGACUCCCCGGGUAGACAGUGCAGUGAGGUUCCUUUGCCUGCCACAAGCUUCUCACUAACCAACGGCACCAUCUGAUUUUUUUUUUUGCCCCCAACUCUCCCUGCGACAGCUGUUUUAUUGCCAAAGAUACAGUUUCUGUUUUCUGAAGCCACUGAGGUUAAGAAAUAUAAAUAGAAUAACUUGUAAAAUCUACAUAUUGCUAAUCUUUAGAAACCCAAGUUUCUAAAUUCUUUGAAAGAACUUUACUAGUUUUUUUUUUUACUUAACUCAGUUCUAAAUAUUGUGUCUAGAGCAUAAAAGAAAAAGUUGUCUUAUAGUUGUUACUUUAAACUUUCACAGGCUGCAAGUCACUCCUCAAUUUUCUUUUAUUUAAACUCCAUCUGCAGUCUCCAAUUUAAGUUGUCUAGGAGAAAUUGAAUUUCAGCCUGUGUCUCUAUUAAGAAUUUUAGCUUCCCACGCACAUUUACUAGGAUGGUUAAGAUUUAUGUUUUCCGCACGUCUGCAAAAGCAAAAAUUAUAAGCUGAAUUAUCCAAGAACUGAAGUUUGUACAAGCAGAUCGCUGUAAGCUUGAUGACGUGAGAAUGGGACAUUUCAGUCAAAUGCCUCCUAUACAGCAACUACAUUUAUGAUCUGGUUUCUGCAUUAUUUCCCUUAUGUUCGCCCUUUCAAAAAUUAUUAUUUGAAGUAAUUUAUUUACAGGAAAUGUUAAUGAGAUGUAUUUUCUUAUAGAGAUAUUUCUUACAGAAAGCUUUGUAGCAGAAUAUAUUUGCAGCUAUUGACUUUGUAAUUUAGGGAAAAUGUAUAAUAAGAUAAAAUAUAUUAAAUGUUUUUCUUCCAAAA
Messenger RNA from Lemur catta (Ring-tailed lemur), 2930 nucleotides. It is a transcript of the gene DKK2, whose product is annotated as dickkopf WNT signaling pathway inhibitor 2. Gene Ontology annotation, cellular component: extracellular region. Gene Ontology annotation, molecular function: receptor antagonist activity; co-receptor binding. The record is from RefSeq and is a predicted model, not a curated record. The transcript is spliced from 4 exons. Gene Ontology annotation, biological process: negative regulation of canonical Wnt signaling pathway; multicellular organism development. The coding region runs from base 6 to 785 and encodes 259 amino acids. Lineage: Eukaryota; Metazoa; Chordata; Mammalia; Primates; Lemuridae.